AUGAGUAGCAUACAUAGUCAACCAAGUGAUGGCUCAUUGACAUCCAAAAUGAACAUGAUACAAGGCGAUAAACAUCUACAACCAGCACCACUACCACCACUACCACCACCACCACAACAACAACAACAACAACAAUCAAAUAAUAAUACGAUAAUAAUAACCAACAAUCAAAGAAGAGGAUCUCAAAAAUUAAAUGUAGUGCCUCUCACUAUAAAAGAAGAAGAUGAGGAAACAGAUUCAACUACUACGGGACAACAGCGAGGAAUAACUUCGAAUAGACAAAACUCAAACGAAAGAAAUAAUGGUCUCAUUCAACCACAUAGACAACAACCAAUGAGGAAUAAUUCAACAACUGCAAUACUAAGGAAAAAAUCAUCGUUAUCCUUAAAUAAUAGAAGAAAUAAUAAUAACAGUAAUAACCCUGUAGAAGAAUCUCCCAUAUCUAUUAAAUCUACUAAAUCAAUACCAUUAAAUAGAUCUAAUUCUUCAAUCACUUUUGAAAAACAAAAAAUUGUUCCAAGAUCAAGAACUCAUUCAGAACAAAGCAUUUUAAGUAGUUUAUCUUUGAAAUCAUUAAUUCACAACCAACCACAAUACAAUAACAAUAAUAAUAACGCUAAUAUCGACAACAACGCAACAUCAUUGAAAUCUUAUAAAAGUUUGAUUGAUAUGUCCAAACAAAUUCAAUCUCCUGCAAUGUUCUCCCUAAGGAGAAAUACUAGCACUACUACUACUACUACUAAUACAAACAACAAUAAUAUAAACGGCAUCAAUAAUAAUAAUAAUAAUAAUAAUAAUAAUUCUGCCGCAACUUCAAUCAUUAAUAACAAUACCAACAACACUAACACUACCGAUGAUGAUAAUAAUAACAACACUAAUGCUUCAAUAUAUUCUGAUAAAACUGAAAUAGGAUCAAAAGUACCCCUUAUAGAAAAUAAAAGAACAAAUCUUGAUUCCAUGAAAAAAAAUACUUAUAAUAAUAACGUACAAACUGAUACAUCAUCAUCAUCAAAUAAUAAUAACAAUAAUAAACCACUCACCAUAUCUACUUUAAUGUCUGAACAAAAUAAUAACAUGAAGGAUAAUAACGAGAAAGUAAUUUCUGAUGAUGCUGAACAUACAGUAGUAGAUGACAAUAAUGAAAGUGAUGAUGCAGAAGCAAUGGCUCAAAAAAAUUUAACUACUCAAGCUUUAAGGAAAUUAUCGAUAUUGAAAAUAUCUAAAGUUUCAUCCCCCAAUGAUGGAGAUGAUACAAAUGAAAUUGAUACCAAUGAAAGUAAUAAUAAUAGUAACAUUAGAGAUAGUUUUGUUAAUAUGACCAAAUCAACUUCUUCAAAUGAUAUUGAUAAUAAUAAUAAUAAUCGUAUAAACAAAACUAAUGACACAAACAUCAAUCACAAUGCUAAUAAAAAUGAUAAUAUGAAUGUUCAAGAGCCACUUAUAAAUGACAAUUUUACAACAAAACCAGAUCUCUCACGUAGAUGUUCAGAAUCUUCAACUUCUUCAUCUUCAUUAUCAGAAAGUCCAUUAUCAUUUUCAAAACAUGUAUCAAAUUAUAAUUUACCUAAAAAGACUCCAAGUGAUGCAAGAUUACCAAAUUCAAAAACUACCUCGAAUAACGAUAUCAUUACUAAAAAGACAACAUCAUUUAUAAGAGGAUCUUCAAACACAAACAUUAGAAUGGAAAAUAAUAAUACCAAUGUUAGUAGUAGUAGUAAUAUGGUACCCGAUUCUCAUUCUCAUUCUCAUUCUCAUUCAAAUAUUAUAAGAACAACAACUCCUGUCAGAAAAUUAAAUAGAAUGGCAAAUGUUUCUGUAUUACAUACUUCCAAUAACAAUCCAACUACCACAACUAAUAAUAAUACCAGUAAUAAUAAUAAUAAUAAUACCGGUACUGGAAUUCAACAAAAACGAUUAUUAAGACAUUCAUCCAAAAAUAACCUACGAAAUCAUAAUCUCCCGAUGCAACAACAACCCGCUCGUGGACAAUCACCUUCAUUACUUUCUCCUGUACAAAACAAACGUCACAUUAAGCAAAUUAGUAAUCCUAAAAAACCGUUAUAUGUCCCAGCUGUUCUACGGAACGUUUCAGAAACAAAUAUAACAAAUGAAGAUUUGAAUUCAUUAUUACCAUCAUCAUUAUUACCACAACAACCAUUACCACCUCCAUCCACGUCAGCUUCAUCUUCUUCACAAGAUAAAAUUAUGAAUAAUAACAGUAAAUUUAAUUCACCACAACCAUACAUCUCUAAUGAUUUAAUGCCACACGGUACUACAAGUGACCACCACAACUCUAACAGAAAGAAUAUAAACCCAUUAAUGACAAUCACAAACGAGAACGGGAUAACAUUACCAACUACAUCAUCAAGAUCCAGUAUCAGAUCAGCAACCUCUUCCAUGAUAGAAUCAUACAAAUCAAAAGUAACAUCAUUCUUAUUCCCUGAUUCAUCCAUUACUAGACAAGAAGAUGAACCAUCACAUGAUCAUUGGAUCCCUGAUUCGAAAAGAUCAGAAUGCUUAAAAUGUCAUAAAAAAUUCACACUAUGUGAAAGGAAACAUCAUUGUCGUCAUUGUGGGGAAAUUUUCUGUUCUGAACAUUUACGUCAUUGGUUAUAUCUGGAUCAUCAGGCAAAUUUCAUAAUUAGUACAAAAAUAGAUUUGUUUGAGAAUGUCAACAUGAAUAACACUAAUAAUAAUAAUAACAGUAAUAAUGGUGGUGGGGUGCUUUGUAAAGUUUGUGACUUCUGUUUGGAGAAAUAUGAAAAUGUGUCAAAUGAAAAUAGUAAGAUACAAUUAAAUGGGAAUUCAUCAGUUCAUCAUGAUAACACGACGAAUGAAAAUGAACAACAACGAAAUGGAAACGUGGCUGACAGUAAUAAUAGUAAACAAAUUAAAAAUGCAAAUGAGAUGAAUAGUCGUAAAAAAAAUUAA
Naumovozyma dairenensis CBS 421 is the source of this 2931-nucleotide messenger RNA. RefSeq names its product Pib2p (gene PIB2). The coding region runs from base 1 to 2931 and encodes 976 amino acids. The record is from RefSeq and is a predicted model, not a curated record. Gene Ontology annotation, molecular function: metal ion binding. NCBI's taxonomy places the organism in Eukaryota, Fungi, Ascomycota, Saccharomycetes, Saccharomycetales, Saccharomycetaceae. The transcript has a single exon.